Centruroides sculpturatus (bark scorpion) is the source of this 486-nucleotide messenger RNA. RefSeq names its product degV domain-containing protein MYPU_3590-like. Bases 1 to 486 code for a protein of 161 amino acids. The record is from RefSeq and is a predicted model, not a curated record. The transcript has a single exon. Lineage: Eukaryota; Metazoa; Arthropoda; Arachnida; Scorpiones; Buthidae.
AUGAAACUAGGGAUUAUUGUCGAUUCGUCUUGUGCCUUAAGCGAAAGGGAAGCUCAAGCGAGAGGAUGGGGAUUUUUACCCAUUAUCGCCGCGAUUGACGGCAAAGAUUAUUUGGAUGGCGUUGAUUUAACAGCUGAGCAGUAUUACAACAUGAUCAAACUUGAGAUGCAAGUUAAAACUGCCACGACACCGCUUGGUUUAGUUGAGAAGACGCUCAAAAGAAUGGUUGCUAAGUACGACUACGUGCUAAUUUACCCUCUUUCUAAACAUUUAUCCGCUCAGACCCAAAACUUAAUCAACAACAGCGCGUCCAUGCCUAACGUUUUUGUCGUCCCUUCGGAGGCGGUCGGGUACUCAAUCGUAACCGAUUGUGAAAUUCUCUUAAGUUUAGCUAAGCAAGGUCAGCCGUGGGAAAAAAUCAAACAGGCAGCGGUGCAACUAACCAGUCAGCAGUUCGGCCUAGCGAUUCCUAAGACGUUAACUUGA